AUGAAGUAUAAGUAGUAAGGAGAUCUUCUCGUUCCUUCAAACUCAAUACUAUUAUCUACCUACACUACUCAACCCAUCUUCGGCCAAUAUUUAAUUAUAAUAAUAUUAAUACAUUCUUCUUCUACAUAACUCAGCUUCACCAUCACCGCCAUCAUGAAGUUCUCAGCGAUCCUCUCUAUGGGACUCUUCGCCAUUGCUAUGGCUCAGAAACCUGCGCCUGGACCUGCGCCCCCCGCCCCUCAGGACGACCUUUCGAUAUGCAAAAAGGAGGCCGGCCAUUACGGUACCUACUGUCCUAGGUGCCUACCUAAGUGCAAGGACAAUCCCGCAAAGAAGGAAUGCUACUACGGCACCUUCUCUACCAUCAACGGCAUCGAGUCCAAGUGCCUGCAACACGGAGGAACUAACUGCGAGGGCCCAGCCGUCGACCAAGUUUGUGGCAAAUAAGGGUCUUGGAAAUUAGUGUGAAGAAGGACGAGGUGAAGAAUUGGGCUACGUUGGAUUGUCUCGUGGAGGGUGGGCUAAGUCAAUUCCGGAGCCCCUGAGAUCUUGUCUUGUCACGAUGGAAGUUAUCAGGGCCACUAGUUUACAAUUUCAUUCGAGCUCCCUGAAACAAGGGGGAGCAGUAGGUAUUAAUAUUUAAUACGUUACAACCUACCUAAUAACUAAAUUUGAA
Annulohypoxylon truncatum is the source of this 676-nucleotide messenger RNA. RefSeq lists its product as uncharacterized. Lineage: Eukaryota; Fungi; Ascomycota; Sordariomycetes; Xylariales; Hypoxylaceae. The coding region runs from base 154 to 447 and encodes 97 amino acids. The record is from RefSeq and is a predicted model, not a curated record. The transcript has 2 exons.